Molecule: messenger RNA, 864 nt
Organism: Lolium perenne
Lineage: Eukaryota; Viridiplantae; Streptophyta; Magnoliopsida; Poales; Poaceae
Product: V-type proton ATPase subunit C-like
Biological process (GO): proton transmembrane transport
Cellular component (GO): vacuolar proton-transporting V-type ATPase, V1 domain
Molecular function (GO): proton-transporting ATPase activity, rotational mechanism
Source: RefSeq, a predicted model, not a curated record
CUCCAUGGGGAUGUCGCCCUCAUGGUGGACCCAACUAUGUUGCACACUGGAGAUUCUCUGGCUACACUGCUAGUGGCUGUGCCUAUUCCACGUGAAAAAGAGUGGCUCGUCUCCUACCCGACCAUGCACACCGCGCACGGGGCUGACGGUUUUACCAAAAUACCAAUGGCUGUUCCCGACACUGCAGUCAAGGUUCUUCAAGAUCAGACGCACAUCCUGUACGCCAUCAUGGUGGUGCGAAGUGCCGCCCAAGCCGUCGCCUUCGAAGCGCAAAGAAGAGGAUUCUCUGUCCGUCAAGUCGUGCGCAGCAGGCAGGAGCAUGAACUGCUGUUCAGUACCAAGACACUUCUGCUCAAGGAGGAGCAGGAAGCGAAGGACGACCUGGGCGAUUGGUGUACCAUCACAGGCCAAGCAGCAUUACAAGACUGCCGUUUCGAGCUUCUGGCUCUGCGUGCGGUUGCCGACUCGAUGCUACGUUUUGGCUUUGAAUCACGCUCUAUGACCUUCGUGGUUGCAGCCUCUGACCCCUCCGUCGACCGAGAUGCGAGGAAGGUGCUCGAGAGAAUCGCUGGAAGGAAGCACGUCUUACCAGAUGAUAUGUGGAGGCAGUUCUUACAACUUGAUCUUGGAGAUGGGUCGGACAACUGCGACUAUCUGUCGGUUCCAUUCAUCAUCUAAGCGCCGAGAGCUUCACCGAAUAAGUUAGAUUUCCGUAGGGUUUUUUCAGUUUCAAAUCCAUUUCUGGAGAAUGUCCGUUGAUUGGAAGCUCUGUAGGAGUGUAAGACCUUAACUUUCAUCUUUCCGAUCUCGAGAACAUGCUGUCAUGGGUACAUGUAACUCAUUUGGUAUGCUAAGUUAUUUUAA